AUGGCAACUACCACACGAGCAAUCAGACCUCAAUGGCUCUCCAAAGCAGCCCUCCGCCGCGUCCCAUCCAUAUCCCGAAGCACCUCAUCCUUUGCCCACCUCCAAGACGAACUACCCAAACGAGAAAUCCAGCCCACCUUCGAAGACCUCUCUCCCCAGUCCUCCUACCGACUGGACACAACCCUCGCCGACUUCCUCCCAGACACAAACCCCCCACCGCUCCUCCCUCCAACACACGCAACCAACAUCCUCCCCAUACCCCACCACAUAGUCUACUUCGAACCCAGCAGACGCAGCAGCGAGAUGCUUCCCGAUGGCACGAACCCCGACCACGCACCCGGUGAUCCAUUCCCGAGGCGAAUGUGGGCAGGCGGUAGGGUUCGUUAUAAUCAAGAUAACCCCCUCCUACUGGACGGCAGUAGAGGCGUCAUGGCUGAAUUCAUUCGCAACGUCACAAUAAAAGGAAAAGAAGGCGACGAGAAAGUCUUCGUAAUCAUCGAACGCCGCAUGGCAAAAGCUACACUGGACGAAGUGGAACGCUUAACGACCUCAUCCCAACGCAUCGACACCGCGGACUCGAAACAGGCAAAAACAGACCUCCACCACCGCGUCCGACAGCGUCUCUGGCGCCAUAACGAUGAAGACUUCGGCCCCGCGUCAAUUCUGGAAACACGCAACAUCGUCUUCAUGCGCAACCGCUCAAAAGCCCAAGCAGCCACCGAAGCCUCCAAGACUGCAACGACCAAAAUCCUCAAACCAACCCAUAAACCAGACUACACCCACACCAUAACCCCAGAUAACAAACUCCUCUUCCGCUUUUCGGCUUUAACUUUCAACGCACAUGCAAUCCACCUGGACCCAGAUUACAGUCGGAACGUAGAAGGUCAUCGGAAUCUCCUCUUCCACGGGCCGUUGAGCUAUACCUUCCUCCUCACACUGCUGCGGCAGCAAUUAGGCAAGAGGGGGAACGAGGUGAUAAAGUCAAUUGAGUACAGGAACGUUGCGCCGCUGUAUUGUCAUGAGGAGGUGACGUUCUGUGGGACGCAGACGGGGGAGCAUAAGUGGGAAGUCUGGGCGCAGGGGCCGGAGGGAGGGGUGGCGGUUAAGGGGAGUGUGGUGACGGAGCAGGGGAGGAUUGAUAAGACGAAUUUGGGGAUAUGA
Molecule: messenger RNA, 1161 nt
Organism: Fulvia fulva
Lineage: Eukaryota; Fungi; Ascomycota; Dothideomycetes; Mycosphaerellales; Mycosphaerellaceae
Product: Mesaconyl-C(4)-CoA hydratase
Exons: 1
Coding region: 1-1161 (386 amino acids)
Cellular component (GO): mitochondrion
Molecular function (GO): (3R)-hydroxyacyl-[acyl-carrier-protein] dehydratase activity
Source: RefSeq, a predicted model, not a curated record